Durusdinium trenchii is the source of this 1342-nucleotide messenger RNA. Lineage: Eukaryota; Dinophyceae; Suessiales; Symbiodiniaceae. The record is from the annotation of a GenBank genome assembly.
CCUAGGUCUAUGGGUAGAUCCCCGGUUCCUUAAGCAAAUCCAAGUCCUUGUUCCUGGCGGAUCCGCCAGCUCCGGAAAGACACCCCCAUCCGGCGGAAUGCCCGCUGUCCGUCACCCGGACGGUCGCGCCACUCGACAUGCACCGCAACCAAGCACAAGAGACGGUCUCCAAGCAGCGACGAACAUGUCAUGAGGUUCCAACAGCUUUUUGCCCAAAGAGCAUCACAGAUGCAAAACAUGUGUCAGCUGUAAAGAACUGUGUGUCCAGGAGCGACAUCGUGACGAUCCCAAACACCUGCCGUGGGUCCGUUCCUUCUACCUGUCGACCAGACGCGGCAUUGGUUGCAUCCGUUGGUGGGUCCGUUCCAAAGAUGGCCGAUGCAGUUGAGCCAUUGGCACAAGAAGUCUUUAAGCAGAGGCGGGGUACUUCAAGGAGGAGCGGUGAAGAGCGGGCAAAGGUCUGACGAGUCCCAUGCCUCUUACUUCAGGCGACCCGGUCGCCGACCCCCUGGUCAGAGGUUGUACGAACUGGCCAAGGAGAAUGAGAACAAACCGGUGGAGGCCAAGCCCGAGGCCGUGACCAGCGGCGAUACCGUGCUGGAGGGCAUGCUGAACGAUUUGCUGGCGGCACUGCGCAAGGAGCAGCCCCAGGAUCCGCUCUCCAAGGAGAAGGUCGACCAGGCGACGGCGGCGGCCGAAGCAGAGGUGAAGAAGACUGAGACCGUCCCCAGCCCCACGAGCACCACAGGUCCUCUCGUUGCAGCCGAGCCUGACCAACCGAAGGCUGGCUAUGGCGGCCCUUCAGCAGGCCUUUUGGCGGCUGUGCAACGAGCGAGCGAGAUGAUCAAAGGCGUUUCGGGGAGAGCCUGGUCCGGAGUCAUGGCUUCCCAUAGACGGCCCUAGACAUCGAUAUCUCUCGACAGCCCUCCCUUGGACUUGGAGUGCAGAGUUCCAUUUUCUUUGCAGGCACGUGGUGACCAAUGGGUGGGAUGUCGAGUCCGUGUGGAGAGUCCAAAUUCUAAAAAAUCCGAGUCAGAAGGAGGCCAGUUGAAGAUUGUACAGGUGAAGACUCCACUGACUACAGUCACAUAUCCAUAUCCUCCACUGAAUCAGUGGAAGAAUCCUCUCGUCAAUGUGAGGCCACGAAGUCCACUUCGUGACACCUUCAAGCCACCGAUGUCCAGCUUAGCUCGAGCCAGGAGAGUCUUCCUAAAACGCUGCUGUACGGGGUGGAAGGUGAGGAGCCUCACCCAGUGACGAACCUGAACUGCACGGAAUGUCACGGGGCGAAUCGGCCCCGUCGUCGCGCGAGAGAACCAUGUCCGUCGUGCGAUCGCCAAAA